AUGUCUCCGCCACCAUUGAAGCCCGUCAACCGAAACCCUAACAAGGGCAAGGACGAACCAUUCAUUCUCCCUCCAAACGUCACAUCGGCCCAAUUCUCAAAAUUCCUCAAACGCUGUCGUGAAAUAUGCGGCGUCGAGAAUGUCAAGGUCAUUGAGGCCGAAGAGCAAUUGGUUGACGGCUCAUACUAUGAGCCCAACAAGACGCAUGAUAUGCAUCACCUUGUUGAUAGGAACUAUUUCGUAUGCUCUGCUACCAUAUCGCCACGGGAGGUACCCGAAGUUCAGGAUAUGAUGCGUCUGUGUAAUGAAUUUGAAGUUCCCGUGUGGCCGGUAUCUAUCGGUCGAAAUACGGGUUAUGGUGGCGCGGCGCCACGAGUGCCUGGUAGUAUUGUUCUUGAGUUGGGGAAACACAUGAACCGUGUUUUGGAGGUUAAUGCCGAGGAUGCGUAUGCUUUGGUUGAGCCUGGUGUUACUUUUUUUGCGUUGCAUGAAUACCUCGAGAAGAAUAAUCUCAAGGAUAAGGUUUGGAUUGAUGUGCCUGACCUCGGAGGUGGAUCUGUUCUGGGUAAUACUAUCGAGCGCGGAGUGGGUUAUACGCCGUAUGGAGAUCACUGGAUGAUGCACUGCGGCAUGGAGGUGGUUCUACCAACAGGUGAACUAAUCCGAACAGGCAUGGGUGCCAUGCCCAACUCACGCGAUGAUGUCAACGGAAUCAGACCAGAUGAACAGAAGCCGAACCGAGCGUGGCAACUGUUUAACUACGGCUUUGGACCCUACAACGAUGGCAUCUUCUCACAGAGUAGCUUAGGUAUUGUGGUGAAGAUGGGAAUUUGGUUGAUGCCUAACCCCGGUGGUUAUCAAGCCUACAUGAUUACAAUCCCCACGGAUAAGGAUCUCAAGACGGCCGUGGAUAUUAUCCGUCCUUUACGCACACAAAUGAUCCUCCAAAAUGUCCCAACAUUACGAUCCAUUCUCAUGGACGCCGCAGUUGCACAUCCCAGGUCCCAUUUCCUAAAAGAAGACCGGCCAUUUACCAACGCAGAGCUAGAUCAGAUCUGCAAAGACCUCGACCUCGGUCGAUGGAACUUUUACGGCGCCUUAUACGGACCGCAGCCAGUGCGAGAUGUCCUCUGGAGCACCAUCAAACAAGCCUUUUCAGUUAUUCCAGGUGCCAAGUUCUAUUUUCCAGAAGAUCGGAAUGAGCCAUUUUCGGUGCUAAAGACGCGGUCAUUGACAUUGCAGGGUGUCCCCACGUUUGAUGAGCUUAGAUGGGUGGAUUGGUUACCCAAUGGCUCACAUCUAUUCUUUUCUCCUAUUGCCAAAGUCUCUGGAGAUGAUGCCAUGCUACAGUAUUCCGUGACUCUGAAACGGUGCCUUGAAGCCGGUGUUGACUUUAUCGGUGACUUUGUCAUUGGUAUGAGGGAAAUGCACCAUAUUGUAUGCAUCACAUUUAACAAGAAAGAUCCCGAAUCCAAGCGGAGAGCACACUGGCUCAUCGAGACCCUAAUCAAGGACUGCGCCGAGUACGGCUGGGGAGAGUACCGUACUCAUCUUGCUGUUAUGGACCAAGUUGCAUUGACGUACGACUUCAAUGACAAUGCACAGAUGAAGCUCAAUGAGCAGAUCAAGGACGCUCUCGACCCGAAGGGUAUUCUCGCUCCAGGCAAGAAUGGCGUGUGGCCUAAGAAUUAUAAUAAGGAGGAGUGGAGGAUUCCUAAGAGCGUCACUCUGGAUAAGACUCAGCAUACAUUGUCCAAGAAGCGGUCUGGAUGGCGUACGCCUGAGAAGUUAUGA
Talaromyces stipitatus ATCC 10500 is the source of this 1794-nucleotide messenger RNA. Its product is annotated as D-lactate dehydrogenase, putative. Gene Ontology annotation, cellular component: mitochondrion. The record is from RefSeq and is a predicted model, not a curated record. Bases 1 to 1794 code for a protein of 597 amino acids. Gene Ontology annotation, molecular function: FAD binding; D-lactate dehydrogenase (NAD+) activity; D-lactate dehydrogenase (cytochrome) activity. NCBI's taxonomy places the organism in Eukaryota, Fungi, Ascomycota, Eurotiomycetes, Eurotiales, Trichocomaceae. Gene Ontology annotation, biological process: lactate catabolic process. The transcript is spliced from 6 exons.